AUGAGCAGCAGCAGGUUCAACAGGUUCUUCAGAAGGUCUCAAACCAAUGUUGAAGCCUGCAGAGCAGUGUUUCCAGGAGAAAUGGCUGAGACUGAAGAUGACGAAGAUGAAGUGGGCUCUACAAUAAGGAGGGAUGAUGUUCAAGCACAUCAUAAACUAGAAUGUGACAACAUUGCUGGAGGAAACCCAGACAGAGUUUCCAUUGGGGACGGGAGCCUCCAAAUCUUUCUGUCAGUCACGAACGGAGGGGAUGCCUCAAGUCAAGUCUCACACAGCCGCCAAGACACAAAGGCCAACAAAGAUAGCACAAGUUGGAGAAGGAAAUGCGGCUUUUCAGGGUUCAGCACCCUGAAGGAAUCCGAACAAUCCUUGCGUGACCUGUGCUGUGUGACACUCCAAGUUUUCUCUGUGUUAUUGAACAUGAUUCCUGACCAAAGGUACAAGACCACAGACAUGCCAAAAGAAGACAAGCUGGUGUUAUUCUUGAUGAAAUUGAAGUUAGGAAUCAGCCUCACGUCACUGGGAGCACUGUUUGGAGUGGACAAGUCAACGGCUUCGAGAGCUUUUCGAUACAUCUUGGACAUCUUGAGUGUAAAACUUGAAAGAUGGGUGUUUGUGCCACCACGUGACGUGAUCAAAGACACCAUGCCAGACAUCUUCAAGCAGCAUUACCCGAAUUGUACCUGUAUUAUAGACUGCACUGAAAUAAGAACCGAGACACCAGGACAGACAGAUCAGCAGUACUACUUGUACUCCAAUUAUAAAGGGACUUUUACACUUAAAGUGUUAAUCGCUAUUGUUCCAAAUGGACAGUUGGCAUUUGUUUCCAAGGUAUACGGUGGUCGCCACAGUGACACAUUCAUCACCAAAGAUUCCGGUUUUCUUCACCACGUCCAGCCAGGAGAUGUCAUAUUGAGUGACAAAGGCUUCCCAUCUGUGAGAGCGGACAUGUCAGACAACGGUGCGGUGCUUAUCAUGCCACCAAUGGCGAAAGGGGGCCAGUAUUCUGAGCAAGACAUGGACGACACAUAUCGUGUCGCUCAAGUACGAAUACAUGUAGAGAGGGCUAUCCAACGGCUGAAGCUAUUCAAUGUUUUAAACAACAGAGUACCGGUCACCCUAAUCCCACAUAUGAACAAAAUCAUAAGGGUCUGUGCAGCACUCGUAAACACUCAGAGUCAUAUUAUCAGGACAGACUGAGCAUUUGGCUCCAAGGCAUGCUUUCGUUCCUUCUAAGAAAUAGUAAAAUAGUUAUGCUGU
Ornithodoros turicata is the source of this 1260-nucleotide messenger RNA. RefSeq lists its product as uncharacterized. The coding region runs from base 1 to 1200 and encodes 399 amino acids. NCBI's taxonomy places the organism in Eukaryota, Metazoa, Arthropoda, Arachnida, Ixodida, Argasidae. The record is from RefSeq and is a predicted model, not a curated record. The transcript is spliced from 4 exons.